AUGGAGAGGAGUGAAGAGGAGAAGGGGAAUGGUCGGGCCAAAAAUUCAAAUUUUUUGGGUGGGAGAACUCGAUUAGCAGCAAGACAGCUUGUAGCAGGCGAUUCAGGGAGCCCUUUGGAGGGGGAGAGUUUAGAUGGUAAGGAACCCAAUGCCCAUUUGGAUUCGAGGGACCCAGAUCAUGUGGGGAGAGGAUUGAAUUUAGGGAGCCCUAUCGAGGGAAUAGAAUCUCAUGGGAAGGAUCUUGAGGCUCCUUUGAAUUCGGGGAACCUAGAUGGGGGGCCCAAUUCAAGCGGACCUAUUGGUAAAUGGUCUUCUUUGUUUGGUAUCAAACCCAAAGAACAAGCCAAGGAGUUGCCCGAUGGAAUUAUGCAGUUGAAAGGAAACAAGAUCCCUAAAGGGUUGGUUUCAUUGGAGCGUCUGUUUGAUCGUCAUGACGCCUACAAGAAGAACAAAGGUGAUAAAUCCCCUGAGGUUCAGGAUAUUUUAGGCUACAGGAAGAUCAACAUCGAUAAAUCGCUCCAAGAGUCUCUGUUGAAAACAUUUCAUGACGAAGCCUAUGGCGACCAUUUCUCAUCAAUAGUGACUGCUUACAAGAUUUUGAGGAAUUGUUAUUAUUGGCCAUGGAUGUUCAGGGAUGUGUAUGCAUGGGUAGCGAAGUGUGAGAAAUGUAAGUUGUUCACAGGUAAGCCACAAAUUGCAGCAUUACCACUCCGACCCUGGGUUGUUGAUGAACCCUUCAAACAAUGGGGUUUGGAUUUUAUAGGCCCUUGA
This is a messenger RNA of Cryptomeria japonica (Japanese cedar), 771 nucleotides long. RefSeq lists its product as uncharacterized. NCBI's taxonomy places the organism in Eukaryota, Viridiplantae, Streptophyta, Pinopsida, Cupressales, Cupressaceae. The transcript is spliced from 4 exons. The coding region runs from base 1 to 771 and encodes 256 amino acids. The record is from RefSeq and is a predicted model, not a curated record.